AUGAGAUUCACUUACUUCAUUUCCGCCUUCCUGGCCACGUUUGCCAUCGCGAGCCCCAUCUCUAGCAGCAUUGACGUAACCGAGGGCGCUGAUCUAGCAACCCGUGCUGACAAGGUGGUGAAUACGCCGGAGUACCAGGCGCUCGCAAAAGUCCACCCCAGCUUGAAGGUGGGAGAGUGGUACUGGGUUUAUCAAAAAGACAAGCUUGGUGCGGAGAUUUUGGAUGGCGAUACGGAGACGCUCAGCGAAUUGCAGCAGCUGCAGAAGAACCUUGGGUUUGAGCACAUCGGAGUGAUAGUAGGACAGGUUAAAUCCACUAAGAAGCCUACCAAAAAAGAUGGCACGACAACCACCAACCACUUUGAGGCUGUCUACUAUCACAUGACGAUGAACAAGGAUAAGAAAAAUGCUGCUAUGGUACACUCGCCGAAUUGGGUGGCUUCCAAGGUGGACUUUUCUAAAUCGUUCUUGGAAGACGGGGGCACGACCACCAAAAAGGGGUCUAUAACGGCGAAGAAUGAUGCUAAGGAUUACACCAACGACGAAAAGCACAAGACCUAUAGCGUCACCGAUAACAACUGCAACACCUUCGCCCAAUAUAUUCGCGCGGCGCUUACAUAG
Annulohypoxylon truncatum is the source of this 621-nucleotide messenger RNA. RefSeq lists its product as uncharacterized. The record is from RefSeq and is a predicted model, not a curated record. The transcript has a single exon. NCBI's taxonomy places the organism in Eukaryota, Fungi, Ascomycota, Sordariomycetes, Xylariales, Hypoxylaceae. The coding region runs from base 1 to 621 and encodes 206 amino acids.